Panthera uncia (snow leopard) is the source of this 2169-nucleotide messenger RNA. It is a transcript of the gene ISG20, whose product is annotated as interferon stimulated exonuclease gene 20. Gene Ontology annotation, cellular component: nucleus. Gene Ontology annotation, biological process: defense response to virus; DNA catabolic process; negative regulation of viral genome replication. NCBI's taxonomy places the organism in Eukaryota, Metazoa, Chordata, Mammalia, Carnivora, Felidae. Bases 1410 to 1922 code for a protein of 170 amino acids. The transcript has 4 exons. The record is from RefSeq and is a predicted model, not a curated record. Gene Ontology annotation, molecular function: exonuclease activity; nucleic acid binding.
GAGAGAGAGAGAGAGACACAGAAUCUGAAGCAGGCUCCAGGCUCCAAGCGGUCAGCACAGAGCCCGAUGCGGGGCUCAAACUCACGAACCGUGACAUCAUGACCUGAGCUGAAGUCGGCCACUUAACCAACUGAGCCACCCAGGCGUCCCCCGUUUUUUUAAAAACAUUUUUAACGUUUAUUUAUUUUUGAGAGAGAGAGCGAGACAGCGCAAGUUGGGAAGGGGCAGAGAGGGAGACACAGAAUGUGAAGCAGUCUCCAGGUUCUGAGCUGUCAGCACAUAGCCAGACACGGGGCUCGAACCCAUGAUCCUUGAGAUCCAUGACCUGAGCCGAAGUUGGAUGCUUAACCAACUGAGCCACCCAGGUGCCUCAAGGUACAGUUUUUAAAUAGAAGCCAGAAAAGGCCUCAGUGGGAGGCCAAGGGAGAAGGAACAAAGGGAUAGAUAACUUGGAGGGAGCUCCAAGGGGCAAGAAUCUCACCACAGAAUAUGGUGACGACUUCCUCACUGAAACUGGCUUCUGUUUUUGUCCCAGCUGUAACUCAUUCGUCUAGUCAAUAAAUACUGAAUGCUCUACGUGGCAGGCACUGUUGUAAGAGGUCAGGAGCCUGGGAGUGGGUCUAGCCCUAGGAAGUAUGGCUGGGCUGCUGGGGGCUCCUUCCAGGCUUUCUUUUCCUUGUCCUCAAAUAGUGUCAACCCAGCUGGAGGCAGAGCCCGUUGAGGGCAGGCAGAUGGUCAUUUCUGAGGCAUCCCCAAAACACUGGAACCUCUAGGGGCUCCCUCCUUGCCUGCUUGGCUUCCCUGGGUCGGAGGGUGAGGCUAGCCCUACUCACACCGCAACCUUCCAUGCCCUUCCUAUGAAUAGCCUCAAUGUCCCACAAGCCAGCUCCCCCUGCCCCCGUGGGAGACCUCACAGAGUGUCAGAUUGGUAAUGGCCCCGGAAGCUGUGGGACAUUCCUUGGGCUCCCAUCCUGGGGAUGUUUAUUCUACAGGCAGGCGGAGGGUGAGAAAGGAAAGAAAAAUGUGGCAAUCUGCUGCAUCCACGUCAGCGGCACCAUCUGAGGAGGGGAGGGCUCUUCUGAGCACUUAAGUGUGUGGUGUGGGGUGGGGGGGGAAGGCGAGACAUGGGGACAUGGAACCUGCCAGCUUUGUCCGUGGUGACUCAGGCCCUUGGGCCUGCCAGCAGCCUGAGGAUAAGGAGCAGCCCUGCCUUGCCCUGCCCCGGCCUCCCACCCCUGACUUCGCCUGAUAACAAACCAGAAACUGAAACAGAGUCAGGAUUCCCGGCUUGAAGUCAGAGAUGAGUCACAGCUAAGAGCAAGUGCAGUAGCUGAGAAGUGGCACCAGAGAGGCAGACGUGAGCCGAAGGCACCAGAGGCGGGCAGCGCGUCUGCGGGUCCUGGUGACACAUGGAGAGUGGCACCGAGGUGGUGGCCAUGGACUGCGAGAUGGUGGGGCUGGGGCCCCGGGGGGAGAGCGGCUUGGCUCGUUGCAGCCUCGUGGACCUCCACGGCACCGUGCUCUACGACAAGUUCAUCCGGCCGGAAGGGGAGAUCACCGAUUACAGGACCCUGAUAAGUGGGAUCACACCUUGGCACAUGCAGGAGGCCACGCCAUUUGCCGUGGCCAGGCUGGAGAUCCUGCGGCUCCUGAAGGGCAAGCUGGUGGUGGGCCACGACCUGAAGCACGACUUCCAGGCGCUGAAGGAGAACAUGAACGACUACUCCGUUUAUGACACGUCGGUGGACAGGCUGCUGUGGCGGGAGGCCGGCCUGCAGGGCUGCGAGCGCGUCUCCCUCCGCGUGCUCAGCGAGCGCCUCCUCGGCCGGCGCAUCCAGCGUUCGGGGCUCAGCCAUCCCAGCAGACCCCCCACCCAAGACCCUCAGUCUGAAGGAGGAGCUCGAGCCGUGGGGAGCCGGUAGGACCUGGCUGUUCAGAUCUCACUGCACCCAGGACUGGCUGGAGUCUAAAGAAAGGAGAGGCAGCUGUAAAAUAAAAAUUCUUUCUCUGUGAGCUAGCAUCUUUCCUCUAAGGGACAGGAAAAGGCUGGAAGCAAGAGAUCGAGGCUGGCGCUCCUCUGUAAUGAGGAAACCCCAGGAGCCUGGACCGCAGUGCAGCCACAGGAAGGGCAGGACCUGGCCGGCAGCAGGCUGAAGGCCAGUCACUACC